UGCCCUCGAGUCCCCAGGUCUCCGUCUCCGUCUCCCCUCUCCACCCCCACCCAGAAAAGCCCUCAUCUUUACCGAGCCCUCGGCCGCAGGCGGCCCCCAUCUCCAUCCUCGCUGCUUGUGGCGACCCCCAAUCUCACGCGCGGCCCUCCCAAAUCGCCUCUCCUCCCGCUCCCGCUCCCGCGCCCCCUCCCAAUUCGCUUCUCCUCCCGCCCGGCGCCCCGUCCUCCGGCCUGCAGGGCGUGACGGCGUCCGCCCGACCACCGCCGCCGCACCCCGGCCGCCCCAACCGGCGUGAAUGAGGCCAAGGCAGCAGCAGUACGUAGUAGCUGGAGUAUUUUUGCUGAAUCGAUAGGAAUGGGCGGGCAUCUGAUCGCGUCGGUUUACUGGAAUUCAUAGAGGGGGGGCCAUGGACGUGAACGGGCAUUACGUCAUCGGCCUGCCCUCUGCCUCUGCGCACUACGGCAGCGGCGGCGGCAACGGCGACGAGCCUUCUGCUGUCGAGGAGCAGCAGCAGCAGCAGCGGUCGCCGGUCGAUGCGGUACCGGUGGCCGCCGCGGCCCGCGCGGUGCGGCCGAACCAGAAGCGGACCAAGAACUUCAGCGACAAGGAGGACGAGAUGCUGGCGCUGGCGUGGCUGAACGUGAGCUCGGACCCGGGCCCCGCCCACGGCGGCGGCGGCGGCGGCGGCGAGCGCGCGCCCUACUGGAAGCGGAUGCACGACUACUUCCACGGACACAGGGACUUCGAGUCGGAGCGCAGCGAGAACUCGCUCCUCCACCGCUGGUCCACCAUCCAGGACAACGUCAAGCGCUUCGACCGCUGCGUCGCCGACGUCCUCGACGGCCACGGCCACGGCCAGGACGACGACGACGACCACAACUCGCUCACGCCUCACGACACGGUGGUGCAGGCGCUGGCUCUGUUCAAGUCUGAGGACAAGAACAACAAGUCGUUCCAGUUCCUGCACUGCUGGAACCUGCUGAGAUCACACCAGAAGUGGAUCGAGAGGUCGUCGCAGGUCUCGUCGCAGAAGCUGGCGUGGAUCAACCGGCCGUCGUCGUCGUCCAAGACCCAGGUGGUGGUGGCCUCCUCGUCGCGGAAGAAACAGAAGACAAGUCCCGGAUCGAGCCCGAGCUCGUCGACUCCACCAUGCGCUCUUGACGACGACAGUUUGGAGGCUGCAGCUCAGGAGUGUGAGGUGUUGAUACAGCCAGUGGAUGUGAGUAACAAGGAGAAACAGAAUUUGCAGCAAGGUGGAGCUGGUUUGUAUUACCUGGAGGCAUCAGAUGAUCUUUGGGGGAAGAGGAAAGUGGCUGACGAGGCAGAGGGGAGAGAGCUCAACAAUGGCAGUGGCGUGAGAGGUAAACAGGCUGAUGUGGGAAGAGAUGAGCAGGCUGAUGUGGGGAGACAGAUCAACAAUGGUGAGAGCGAGAAGUAUGCGCUGGAACAACAGAAGGUUGCGCUGGAACAACAACAGAAGGUUGCGCUGGAACGAAAGAAGGUUGCGCUAGAUCAACAGAAGGUUGCGCUGGAACAGGAGAGGGUCGCGCUGGAACAAGCCAGGGCUGCUAAUGAGGCGAGGAGUAUCGAGAUUAAGAGGAAAGAAUUGGACUUGAAGAGCAAAGAGGUGGAUCUGAAGAUCAUGUUGGAAGAAGAGAGGAUCAUGACUAAGGACACUAGCGGUAUGCCUGGCCUGCAACAGCAGUACUACAAGAUGCUGCAGAAUGAGAUCAUGACUCGGCGGUUCAGUAGCUCAGGUUCACCCUGUAUUCAGCAGUAGGUUGUCAAUAAUGUUGCUUCAACUUGGAUCGGCGAUUCAGUAGCUAGCUCAGGUUCACCUUGUAUGAACCAGUAGGUUGGUUGUCAAUAAUGUUGCUUCAACUUGGAUGGUGUGUCAACCUUAAGUUGUGUGGACCAUCAUGGUUUGUGAACAAACUUAAGUUGCAUGGACCAUUAUAGUUUAUGAACCUCUGUUUAUAGCUGACAAAGGUAACUGUUGCGUACCAGUCAUUCUGUACAAAGAGGGGUGGAAAUGGAAUCCAAUUUAUUUACAUUGCAAUGGACAACUCUAAUCCAAUCUUGUCA
Sorghum bicolor (sorghum) is the source of this 2085-nucleotide messenger RNA. Its product is annotated as glutathione S-transferase T3. Bases 407 to 1780 code for a protein of 457 amino acids. The transcript is spliced from 3 exons. The record is from RefSeq and is a predicted model, not a curated record. Lineage: Eukaryota; Viridiplantae; Streptophyta; Magnoliopsida; Poales; Poaceae.